CAAUAUCCUAGCUAUUUUGUGUUCCACUUUCCUAUAGCAUUCAGGCUUUGUCAUCAACCAUUAAAAAGAAUCUUCAAGAAAAUCUUUUAAAUCGGGAUGUUGUGGUUUGCCUUAACUGCUGUGGUUCUGCUACAGUCGGGCGUACUAGGAGAUAAAGAUUGUAACCAGUCUCUCCUGACUAACAACGCCGUGACGUCAUCAUCUCAACUAUCGGCCAACUUUUCUGCAAGUCAUGCGCAAAUGAGCUCAAAAUCUGCCUGGUGUCCAACUCAGAAUUUUUCAAGCAGCGAGUAUUUGCAGAUUGUCUUUUCGUCGUUUAAACGCAUUACCAGGAUCAAAAUAGAUGGGGAGACAAACCCUGGUGUCAAUCAGACGGCUCGACGUGUGACCAAGUACCUCCUUCAAGUUAGCAGGGAUGGUGUUCAGUUCCAAAACUUUAAACAGAUAUCACAGUCAGACGUUGUUGUUCAAUUGAAUGCCUUUGCGGUUCGUCUAGUGCCUCGUUCUUUCAAUGCAUUUCCUUGUAUGAGGGUCGAGAUUUACGGAUGUAAAGCUCCAGAACCAGAGACAUGCAAAGAGAAAAACGGCACCUGUUCACAGAUCUGCAAAGAUAAUGAAAGGUAUUGCUUCAUGGGUGUGUGUUUCUUCAGAUGUGUGACGGACUGGAUGUGUACUAAGUACAUCACCUGUAAAUGCCAUCCUGGGUACAAGUUGUUGAAUGACAAACGAACAUGCAAAGAUAUCAAUGAAUGUAAACGAUACAAUGGCGGGUGCGAUGACUUUUGUGAGAACACCGUCGGUAGCUACAUAUGCUCUUGUAAAAGUGGAUACAAGCUUGAAAGAGACAGACACGGGUGUAGCGACAUCAAUGAAUGUGAUAUCAAUGAUGGAGGUUGUAACCAAAUUUGCGAAAAUAAUCAAGGAAGUUAUAAGUGCAAGUGUUGGACUGGUUACAAAAUGUCUGCUGACAACCAUACAUGCAUUGAUAUCGAUGAGUGUAAAGUUGACAACGGAGGCUGCAGUCACACGUGCAUUAACCUGGCAGGAGGACGCAGAUGCGCAUGCCCAGUAGGAUUUCAAGUCGAUGCCUUGGGAAAGAAUUGCGUCGAUACCAAUGAAUGCUAUUUGGCAAACGGUGGCUGCGAAACAUUCUGUCAUAACAACAAUGGUAGCUACACGUGCAGUUGCCGCAGUGGCUUUGAGUUGUACGACAAGCUGAAAUGUCGAGAUAUUGAUGAGUGUGCACGUAAAACAGACGACUGUGAUGAUCAAUCUACAACCUGCUUUAACUAUCAGGGAAGCUAUGAAUGUCGUUGCAAGAAAGGAUUCAAAUACAUACCCAAUAACAAAAGACAGUGUGAACGCAUGACAUGCCCCCCAUUAGUCGAGUCGCAAGGUACCUCGGUAAGUCCCAGUGAAUGCUUGGUAAAAAAUGGACGAAAAGUUGGAGACAAAUGUACAUUUAGCUGUAAGGCAGGUUACGUCCUGCUAGAUCCAAGCAAGAAUACCAUGACGUGUUUGGAUACUACCAGCUGGGAUAUGCCCAUCAUAAGCUGUAGACCAAUACGAUGUCCAAGUCUUACCCCGCCAGCCAAUGGAUACGUCUAUCCACCUUUCUGUAGCACAACUGGUAACACGUUUGGACAAUCUUGCUAUUAUCGGUGCAACAAAGGCUAUUCCCUGAAAAAUGGUCAGAAUCCUAAGAGGGAUUGUACAAACAGUGGUGCUUGGGACAUCAGCACCCCAGCGACUUGUGCCAAAGUAUUUAUUAAACCUUGGAUCAACUGUCCACCUGACGUAGUCAUGUCCCUGGACCCGAAAGGUAACCAAGCUGACGUCACAGCCUUGCUUUUAAAGCCAAAGAGCAAUGUUGGAGAUGUUAAAAUGUUCCCAGAAAAAUACCGAACGAGCCUUGUGUUCCCAGCUGGUACAACUACGCUGACCUACAAAGCUACCAACAAAAAUGGUGAUGUUGCACAGUGCACUACAGAUGUCAUCAUUGAAGACAAGACACCUCCGCGUGUUGUGUACUGCCCUAACAACAUCUACGAGAGCUCCCCCGGAAUAGAUAAAGUGAUCAUAUGGCGCGAUCCUGAAUUUGCAGACAACGUCAAAGUCACAAGUGUCACCUCCGACAAGAAGCCCAAUCAAAAGUUUGGCCUUGGGGAAACGUUGGUAUUGUAUGUUGCAAAAGACGCUGCAGGAAACACGGCUCAAUGUAGCUUUUCAGUCACUGUUAAGAGAUUGCAAUGUCCCGUUGCUGAAGACCCUGACAAUGGAAAACUAACGAACUGCAUGAAUUAUGGCUCGACAAAAUACUGUCGCAUUACGUGUAACACAGGAAAACAAACCUUUAUGUUCACAUAUGGAGCCACUUGUCAGCUACCUGAGGCUACAUGGAAUGAAAUUCCAGCAUGUGUCGAUGCAACAAGAAUUAACGCUGGUGAUUCAUGUCCUUCUGGCCAGAUACAGCAGAAGAGUUUAACUGGUUAUCCGAACUUCAUUAAAUAUUGUGUAAGUUGUCCACGCGGAUACAAGUAUGAUUCUAGCGCUAAAGACUGUAUCAAGUGCCCUGUAGGAUACACAAGUCUUGCAGAAUCUAGUGCUCAGUGUACAAAAUGCCCAGCAGGAAAGUCCACGGUGAAAGCGGGAUCCAAAAAUUGCAUCGAUCAAUGUAAACCUGGCACAUCGUCUGAGGAUGGUUUUGACUUGCCUCUGAACCCCAAUGGAUGCUCGCAAUGCUCGAUGGGAUACUACUCGGAUAUCUAUGGAGCCAGCCAAUGCAAGCAGUGUCCAGAUAAACUAAUGACCAAAUUCAAGGGAUCCAAUUCAAAGGAUGACUGUGGAAUUGCGCCCACCGUAACCGAGUUUGGCCCAAUGAAUAUCAAUGUCGAUGAGAACGAUCGAGUAGAGUUCGUCUGCAAAGCAGUUGGUCCACCAACACCAUCAAUAAAAAUAGUCAAAGCCAGACCUACACCCGAUGGCUUUGGCGGCCCGGUUAAGAUUGAGUCUAUAGUAGAAGGUGGCAAACAGAUUGGUAUUCGUUACAUUAUUCAAAAAGCAUCAGAACACGACCAAGGCCUGUACUCCUGUGUGGCUACCAAUGUUUUUGGAAAGAACACCAAGUUCCUGAACUUACAGGUCAACAUCAACCUGGGAUCAGGCCAAAGUGGAGUUUAAGCCAAGAAAAUUUGAGAGUGAUUAUAAAAUUAGAUUACUGUUACUAAGCAUCUGUAAUGCAAUUGCUUGUGCUAUAAAUCAAUAAAAAAAAGGAUAUGAUGUUCAGGA
Actinia tenebrosa (Australian red waratah sea anemone) is the source of this 3288-nucleotide messenger RNA. RefSeq lists its product as uncharacterized. Gene Ontology annotation, biological process: signal transduction. Gene Ontology annotation, molecular function: calcium ion binding. Lineage: Eukaryota; Metazoa; Cnidaria; Anthozoa; Actiniaria; Actiniidae. Gene Ontology annotation, cellular component: cell surface. The record is from RefSeq and is a predicted model, not a curated record.